Messenger RNA from Lithohypha guttulata, 1599 nucleotides. RefSeq lists its product as uncharacterized. Bases 1 to 1599 code for a protein of 532 amino acids. Lineage: Eukaryota; Fungi; Ascomycota; Eurotiomycetes; Chaetothyriales; Trichomeriaceae. The transcript is spliced from 2 exons. The record is from RefSeq and is a predicted model, not a curated record. Gene Ontology annotation, molecular function: heme binding; oxidoreductase activity, acting on paired donors, with incorporation or reduction of molecular oxygen, reduced flavin or flavoprotein as one donor, and incorporation of one atom of oxygen; iron ion binding.
AUGGCCAUCCUCAAUCACUCCCUCAUGACCUCCUUCCGGCCCACCAUCACUCAAACUUUCAUCUUCCUGCUACUGGUCCUAGUAAUCUUUACUUACACCCGACGCAUCAUCCUUCACCGCCGCAUUUCUCGUCUUGGCCUCACCGCCCCUAUCAUACCAACAUAUCUCCCCUGGUCCCUCGAAAUGCCCAUCAAAGCAUGCCGAUACUUUCUCCGCAACCGCGCCAUGAACGCCUGGCUCGAUGAAUGGAUCAAACUCGGCGCCGAAAAGUCUCUGAACUACACCAUGGAACUCCGCCUCCUCGCAGAUAUUCGCGUAAUCAUGACGGCAGAUCCAGAGAACAUCAAGGCCGUGCUGACGACUCAGUUUGCGGAUUAUGGCAAAGGCGAGCAGUUCCAUAAGGAGUGGAAUGAUUUUUUGGGAGAUAGUAUUUUCACGACGGAUGGGAAGUUGUGGAGUGAUAGUCGGGCAUUGAUUAGGCCGAUGUUCCAGAGGGAGAGGGUGGCGGAUUUGGAUCUCGUGGAGGGACACGUGAGCCAGAUGUUUGACUUGAUUGGGCCCGGAGAUGGGAGGCAGGUUGAUAUGAAGAACUUGUUCUUUCGGUUUGCGUUGGAUGCCAGCACGCACUUCUUGUUUGGACAUAGUGCGGGCAGUUUGACGGAUGAAAGUACAGAGUUUGCGACGGCUUUUGACGAGGUACAGAGGAUUCAGGCGCUCGCUGGACGGGCCGGGCCGUUGAGGUUUUUCUUGCCCAAGGGAGAGUUUAAGCGUGGGCUGAAGACGAUGGAUAGGUUUAUCGAGCCAUGGAUUACAGAGGCGUUGCAACUGACUCAAGAGGAGCUGGAUACGAAGUUGAGCAAGAAGGAUACGUUCCUGCAUGCAUUAGCGAGGCGUACGAGGGACAGAAAAGUGAUCAGAGAUCAGCUUGUGGCGCUGUUAUUGGCUGGACGAGAUACGACAAGCACGACGCUAAGCUGGAUGGUUUUAGAGCUUGCACGCAACCAGAAUGUGGUGAGGAAGUUGAGAGCCGAGAUCGAAGAGCAUUUAGGUAAGAAUGCCAGGGACAAAAGGCCGAGUUACGAGAACAUCAAGAACAUGAAGUACUUGACCUGGAUCAUCAACGAGACUCUACGGCUGUAUCCAGUCGUACCGUUCAAUGUAAGGACUUCAUUGACAGAUACCACGCUCCCAAGAGGUGGUGGAUCAGACGGGCAGAGUCCGAUUGGAAUACCUAAGGGCACAGCGGUCGGGUACAGCACGCUCAUAAUGCAACGUAGGAAGGAUCUAUACCCAGAAGUUAGCGAGAACUUUCCAGAUCCAUUGACGUGGGUGCCGGAACGAUGGGAGAAGUGGCAGCCAAGUCAGCAAGGAUAUGGAGGAUGGACUUUUAUUCCAUUCAAUGGAGGACCGAGGAUAUGUAUUGGACAGCAGUUCGCGAUGGUAGAAAUGGCAUAUGUGAUCAUUCGGCUAUUUUCUGAGUACGAUCGCAUCAUCGACUAUGGGAACGAUGAUGUGCAGCUGGGUAUUACGAUCACGCUGGCGCCAUAUCCGGGUGUCAGAGUCGGUUUUGCGAAAGAUAGUAUUGAGAAACAGAUCUGA